Molecule: messenger RNA, 183 nt
Organism: Blastomyces gilchristii SLH14081
Lineage: Eukaryota; Fungi; Ascomycota; Eurotiomycetes; Onygenales; Ajellomycetaceae
Exons: 1
Coding region: 1-183 (60 amino acids)
Source: RefSeq, a predicted model, not a curated record
AUGGCUGCAAAAGAAGCAGGAGAAGAAGAAGAUGUGACAAUGAAAGCAGUGCUCCCGCAGCUCAUUGACACUGCCAUCUCUGUCUUCAACCUGGCUUUCUUGAUGAUCACAGAGGCUGCUGCUGCACCACAAAGAUGUUUACUCACUAGAAAACAUCAGAAUAAGUUCUUGAUUGUUCUUUAA